Messenger RNA from Laetiporus sulphureus 93-53, 309 nucleotides. RefSeq lists its product as uncharacterized. Gene Ontology annotation, cellular component: nucleoplasm; nucleolus. Lineage: Eukaryota; Fungi; Basidiomycota; Agaricomycetes; Polyporales; Laetiporaceae. The transcript has 3 exons. The record is from RefSeq and is a predicted model, not a curated record. The annotation marks the transcript as partial.
CCCGGCAACAACGGUAAUGGGAACACUAAUGGCAAAAAUGUCAACAGGAACGGUAAGGGCAAGCCACGGAAGAGCAAUACCCCCUUUCAGCGCGUGAAGGCCGACGGAGCGAAGUUCGACGAUGUGCGGCUUCAGGACAACAGGUACGAGGCGAGGGGUGCGGGAGCAAACGAUUACGGUGAACGCGCCGCUCGCGACUUGAUCGUGACACGUGGGGCAGGGUUCAGGAAGGAGAAGAACAAGAAAAAGAGAGGCAGCUACCGCGGUGGGGAUAUCACGAUGCAAAGCUACAGCAUCAAAUUCACGUAG